AUGGAUCCCAAUUCAGUGGAGGGCCUGGAGGCGGAGCUGAAGGCGAAUCCCUUUGAUCCAAACAGCUUUGCUCGUCCUGAUCAGGCUAAAGUCACUCACCUUCAUCUCAAGCUUGCAGUCGACUUUACCAAGCACAUUCUCGCCGGUCAUGUUCUUCUCGACGUUGACCGAGUGGCCGCCAACGCCUCCAAGCUCCUGCUCGACACUGUCGAUCUGAAGAUUUUCGACAUUAAGCUAGUCUCCGGCGGAAAGACCACUUCGCUGAACUUCACCCACCACAAGUCGGUGCCAGAGUUUGGUGCCAAGCUGGAGGUGGACAUCUCGAAAGCGACGGAAAAGAAAAUUCAGAUUGAGGUGCUCUACGAGACGGUGCCCAGCGCUCGAGCGCUUCAGUGGCUCGCACCGGAGCAGACCGACGGAAAGAAGUACCCGUUUGUGUUCUCGCAGAACGAGGCCAUCAACGCCCGAAGCAUGGUGCCCUGCCAGGAUACGCCCUCGGUAAAGUGCACGUAUACUGCAGAGAUCGAAGCACCCCAGUAUGCUACGGUGCUAAUGAGCGCCAAGAUCAGCAAGCCACCAACUGCUGCUGCGGGAAAAGCCGACCACCAUGUGCACCACUUCAACCAGUCGGUUCCCAUUCCCAGCUACCUGAUUGCUCUGGUCGCCGGCGACCUCGUUUCUCAGAAGCUCGGACCGCGCUCGCACGUCUGGUCGGAGCGGGGGCUCAUCAACCGCUCCGCCUGGGAGUUUGAGCAGGUGGACAUGAUCCUGAAGACGGCCGAAUCGAUCGCCGGCCCGUACGUCUUUGAGGUGUACGACCUGCUCAUUCUCCCGCCCAGCUUUCCCUUUGGCGGCAUGGAGAACCCCUGUCUGACCUUUGUCACGCCGACGCUGCUCGCCGGCGAUCGAUCGCUCGUUUACGUUGUGGCGCACGAGAUAGCGCACUCCUGGACCGGUAACCUGGUGACGAACGCCAACUUUGAGCACUUCUGGCUGAAUGAAGGCUUCACCACCUUUCUGGAGCGCAAGAUUGCCGGCAAGAUUGGCCAGGGCGAGCCGACGCGCCACUUUAACGCUCUCGAGGGCCUGAAGGACCUGAAGGAGACGAUCAAGGCGAUGGGCGAGAAGAACCAGCUGACGCGCCUGGUGACCGACCUGCGCGGCGUCAACCCUGAUGACGCCUUCUCCGUGGUGCCCUAUGAAAAGGGGCACAGUUUUCUCUUUUACCUGGAGCAGCUGCUCGGCGGGCCGACCGUCUUUGAGCCAUUUUUGCGUGCCUACAUUCAGCACUACAAGUACCAGUCGAUCAAGACGGAGGACUUUAAGCGCUUCCUCGUGGAGUACUUCAGCAAGACGGAGGAGGGCAAGAAGAAGGUGGCGGCCAUCAACUGGGACGGCUGGCUGAACACGCCCGGGCUGCCGCUGGUGAUGCCGCAGUACGACACUUCGCUGCUCAACGUCAGCGUCCACCUCGCCGAGAAGUGGGUGCAGGUGCCCGAGGAGCAGAUCAAGACGGGAAAUGGCCCCUUCAACUUUGAGGAGUUUCACGCCCUGACCUCCGGCCAGAAGAAGCUCUUUCUGAUUGAGCUGGACGAGCGAACGGAGGGCAAGCGGUUGUCGGCGACCAAGCUGGAGCGCCUCACCGCCGUGUACAAGCUUCGAGAGGAGAAGAACGCCGAG
This is a messenger RNA of Rhagoletis zephyria (snowberry fruit fly), 1680 nucleotides long. The record is from RefSeq and is a predicted model, not a curated record. NCBI's taxonomy places the organism in Eukaryota, Metazoa, Arthropoda, Insecta, Diptera, Tephritidae.